GGACAGAUAGCCUACUGGCUGGAUUCAUGACAUACACACAUAUAUAACGCGAGACAAUGGUCUGAAUGAAUGACAAAAGCCCACGCGGUCCGCUCAACAAGACCACGUGCAGACGAGCAACAAGUCGGCUUAUGGGAGAAGAAAACGGUGCACGGAUCACAAUCGAUUAUCAAUCCUUGGCUUUGGAAGACCCACCACUGCCCUCGCUUUUCCGCUGCCUGUCGAACAGCUCCCUGUACGCCACACAUACACAUCACCGAGACCACACACACACGAAUGACGCACACCCCACCCACCCACCGCCCAUACAUGCGCACCUGACGUCCUCAGUGACGACAUUUUUCCUCCCAGACGCCACUUGCGGCGGCACAAACAUGCCACCGGGCUUCUUCUUCUCCUCUUUGCCAGAGCCGCCCGCCAUCUCACCAUAGCUCCGCUUCUCACCAGGCGCACUCGUCCUCGCCUUUGCCCUUGGCGCACUGGUGGCUGGCAUCAGUGUGUGUGGUGCGGGUGGCGGCAUGGCCCUGAAGUCCUUCUUGAAGAAUUCUGGUGGUAGUCGCUCCUCGGUGUCCUCAUCCAUGGGAGCGUUGUCGGCAGCACCCUCCUCCAGAAACCUUGACGGCACUGAUGAGAGGAGAUUGGCGGCCGAUGGUAGGGGUGUACGGAUCUGAAGAACCAAGGAACGACAAGCACAUCACAUGCAUGAGGGAGCAGUUCUCCUCUUGUUUCCGCGUCGGCAUGUGUGCAUACCUUCUUCUUGGGUUGCUCAGAUGACUCCGCGGGAGAUGCUUGCGGAGCGGCCUUGGCCUUCGCUUUCGCCUUCGGAGCGGCGCCUGGCUCGGUUGUCUCGUCUUCGUCGCUGUCGUAACCUGAAACGAUGGCAUUCAUCGGCAACGACGCUGCUGUGCUACGAGAGCGAUGCGGAUCUGAAUUCGG
Vitrella brassicaformis is the source of this 936-nucleotide messenger RNA. NCBI's taxonomy places the organism in Eukaryota, Vitrellaceae. The record is from the annotation of a GenBank genome assembly.